AUGAGCGACGGCGAGGGGCAGCCAUCGCUCUUCCAGAUCUGGUGCCGGUCGGAUCUGGAAAGUUUACCAGAUUUGCGAGCCGGGGGUGGGUCUUGGCAGCGGUGGGCGAAGAUGAAAGACCCGAGGUUAUGUCCGGAGGGUCCGGAGAAACAGGCGGUUCAGAUGGGAGUCGACGGCUCGGCCGCUCUGAACCAGUCCUCGCAACGAGAAAGCACAGAUCUUCCUGUAUCACCAAGUUGGAAUCGGAAGCCAAUCUCAGCCACAUUUUGA
Molecule: messenger RNA, 270 nt
Organism: Arabis nemorensis
Lineage: Eukaryota; Viridiplantae; Streptophyta; Magnoliopsida; Brassicales; Brassicaceae
Source: the annotation of a GenBank genome assembly